AUGAAUUGCCCUCUGUUUCUCAUCUUCCUUCUGUGGCACUGUUUUUGGUAUACAACAGCUACGCCCCUUCAUUUCUUGCCACCACCACUGUUGGUCAUGUGCACAGAUCCUCAACAUCGAGUAUACCAAAGGCAUGACAAUGAACUUCAUCUCUCAUGUUUAUGGGAUGGGAAAAUUGACCUGAAGUAUUCAAGAAAGAGAGGACUGGCUUUGGAGAUCAAGGGUACUGCGGCUGGCAUGCAAGCCCCUCACUGUCAGUGGUACCAAGAUUCCAACUUGGUAAAGAAUACAAAUCACUGGUCAGGUCAGGUGGUAGUGGACACAGGCCUGGAUGCAGAAGACCCUCAUCCACCCUGGGUUUUUACUCAUGUUACAAUGCAGUGCAUUUCAGCCUGGUGCCAUGCACCCACAUGUGCUCAUAACAACCUGACUAUUGAGGUUUCUAGGCAAGAUGUCCGUUUUUUCCUCCUCUCACCACAAACUCUUCCCAUCCGUGAAUGGCAACCAGUGCAGCUAGGCUGGUGUACACGCCUGAAAAGUUCUACCUGGAGCUACCGCUUCAAAAGCCCAGGAGGUAGUCCUGCAGACUUCCUCAUUCCCAGCAACCACCACAAUGAGCUACUCAUAUCAGCUCUUGAUCCCUAUGCAGAAUUGCACCAAAUAUGUGUGUCAUAUUAUAAGUACCAUGUAACAGUGCGCUACCCUCACCGUGGGUUAUACACUGCUUCACUCCAGAAUGAAAAUGGGCCUCAACUCAGGUGUAGUCUCAACUUGUAUGUGCAGCCUGCUCUGCUCCAUGUUUUCAGUGCCUCUUCCACAAUGCUCAGCCUCUCACACAGGACUCUCAACCUUUCUUGGACUCUCCAACCUCUCAGCCCCAGAAUAAUGGCUUACUCAUUAAUAGAUGUGCAAGGACGAGGGAAAUGGUUUCCUUACUACAAUUAUAACCCUUUUGCUCAACAAAGUGAUUUCUGUUCUGCUCCCAAAUUGCAGAAUUCUAGGGACAAAGUGAUGGCCAGCAUCUAUUUCCGUACUAGUGAGAAAAUAUCUGGACAACUAAAGGGAGAAAUUUAUUUUUUUAAUCAGACUGUGAUUUUCAAAACAAAUAACGCAAUCCCAACUUACCUCACACUCAACCCACAAAAAACUAAAGCAGGCACUUACAUUUUUAGUCAUGCACUGGGACUAUACUAUUCUUUCCAAGAAAACAAGACUACCAAUGCUACUGGUGAGAGCUCUAGCUAUCACUAUAUUUUUUAUGAGCAGCAGAGCCUCUCAUACCUGCUCAUCAUUGAAUUUAUGCAGCUACAAUGGUACCGGUUCAGUAUGCACUUGUAUCUGAACCGAAGGGAGACUCUGUUCAAGGCUUUAGGGGAAAAAGAUAUGGAAGUUCAGAUUUUCAAUGGGCGUUCUACUGAAGAAAAUUUGGUCUAUAUUUUAUGGUUUAUUCCUAUACAACACCCACAGCAGCAGUGUGAAUGGGUCUUUGAUUUGAAGAUUUUUGAUUCCAGGAAGAAGCACCUCCUUUGGAACAGCACUUACACAUAUGAAAAUCGUGUAAAAAAUGCUGCUCAUCUUCUUCCUAACUCUGUAUCAUCCUUCAAGGCUUCCCUAUAUGCAGGUUUUGUAGCAGAAGUGAAUUGUAGAAAAAAUGGACUCGCACAAGCUGUUCUAAAAGCCACAGUCAAUACUUACUAUUCAAAAAUUAUGGAGCCAACUGUGGCCUGUCAAAAAAGUUACUGUUAUGAACUGAAAGCUGUAAUCCAUAAACCAGAUCUUUUUGAGCCUGUCAUACGGUACAAGAGAAGGUCAACAAUUAGCUUGCAAGCAACUGCAAAAGCAGAAUGCAGAACACAUUCAGUCACACAUGUACUCUGGAAAAUCUAUACCCUUAAAACUGCAUUGUCGAUUCCUGACUGGGCAAAUCCUCUUAAGCUACCUAAUGAAAUAGAGACAGAUAGAGUAAUGUUUUACAUACCUGGAAAUGUCUUGUAUUAUGGCUUUCAUUAUGUUAAUGUGACCGUAACAGUUUUUCUACCGGCAUAUAAUAUAAACAUCACUGAAUCGGAUUCAGUAUUACUCCAGAUUCUAGAAAGUGAUUUAGUGGCAAACAUAAUUGGAGGAUUGUUCCGGACAGUUGGUGUUUCUGAUCGUUGGGCUUUAGAUGGCUCCACAUCCUCUGAUCCCGAUUCUCACAAUCCCCUUGAAGGAAUCACAUUUAACUGGUACUGUUCAAAACGGGAACUGGAUUAUUCAACAAUGAAGCUGAGUCCUGGUGAAAAAUGCCACUCAGCGCAAGUUGAUUUAAACUGGUCUUCUUCCACUGAUCCAGUUCAAAGGGUGGAGCCCAACACACUGCAGGAAAAUACAAAAUAUUAUUUUAUCCUAAUAAUUCUGAAGCAGAACAGAUCAGCACACACCCCCCAAACAGUGCAUGUGCUUCCUGGUUCUGUACCUAUGGUGAACAUCAUCUGUUUUGAAAAUUGUGCAAAAGCCAUUAAAGUAACAGAACAUUUUGUUCUGUCCGCAAGGUGUCUAAAUUGUGAAAAAACUCAAACAAUUUACCUUUGGACACUUCUUUCAGCAAACUCCAAAGAAAUACAGUUUGACUGGGCUUCUAAAACUACAACUGGGAGGUCAAAUCCGUACAUAAAUAUAAAUCCAUUAGCAUUCAGAUAUAUGGCAGACACAUUCUAUACUCUUAGCCUGAAAGUAAAUUCACAGGGAAGAUCCUCAGGUGUUUGUACAUACUCCUUCUAUGUAAACGCUCCACCUCAGCCUGGUAAGUGCAACAUUUAUCCGAAGGAAGGCACAGCUUUCCUUACAAAAUUUGUUAUCCAGUGCACUGGCUUUGAAGACAAAAAUGGGCCUCUUACAUAUAAAGUGAUAGCACGUUCUGACUUAACAAAAAUGACCAACAUAUCUUCUCUACAGAAUAAUACAUUUGGAACAAUAGUCUACACUGGUUAUCAUCACAAAACUCCCCCAUCGUUUCUACCAAGUGGCACACCAUCUAAAAAAUAUGUGUUGGACAUAUAUAUCCAAGUGUAUGAUGCCUAUGGAGUAUUUUCUCAAUUAACUCUUCAGGCAACUGUACAUGAUCCAACAAGAAGUAUGCCAACUGAUAUUCUUCUUAAUAAACUACAUGGUUUAAUCAGUAGGAUAAAUUCUUACAUUCAAAUGAAAGAUUACAUUAAUAUAGGUUUCCAUAUAUAUAUCAUGUCCUCUGUGUUAAAUGAUAUUGAAGCUUCGCCACUUACAUAUGACUCAAAAAAUGAUUUAUGGGAAAUCCUCUUUAAUGUAUCUUCAGGGAUUCCUAUGACUGAAGUAGGGAUAAUAAACCAAAUUGUCUCAAUUAUUUGUCAGAUAACACAGGAUGUUAAUAAACUUAGCAGGAAAUUACAAUUGCUUGCAGUCAGAAAACUAAAAGAAGCCAGUGAAGCUCUAAAAAGGCACAGGGACAAAGACCUAGGGUCCAAGGAAGCAGAGGUAAUUGGCAAUGGUAUAUUUACUGGAUUAUCCAAUGUGUUGAGAGCUUCCCUCUUGAAUCGUGGGAAUGUCAAUAGAAAUGCAAUUAAAGAAACAAUUCAGGUGACAGAAAUAGUAGCAGACUUGGUUUUACAAGGAAAAGUCCCUGGGGAACAUGAAACUAGCGUGGAAGCCAAAGAUUGGUCCAUUCACUUACAGAAAAAUGAAAAGUGGAAAAUUUUUAACAUUUCAUCUCAGAUAUUAGAUUGCAGAAAUUGUUUUUAUCCUAAACUGAAACAGGAGAAUCACACUGAACUACCGGUUGAUGCUGUGGUUUCAACUGUCCGUUAUAUAUUUGAUGAGAAUCCCUUCCCCUGGUUGGCAAAUUCAGUAGAUAUUCGCACAGUAGUGACUGGGUUCAAAAUGGUAGGAACAAAAGCCAGUGGUGACACUGGAGGGAUCAACCCUGAGGUAGUAGAGGUGAUUAUGGCUAGAAAAGACAAGAAAUCUGCUGUAUUUAAUUUGACAAUAGGACCUGAUAAAAAACUCUACAAAACAACUGGUGGCUUCAAUACUGAAAUAAAGACAAAUUCAAAACACAUUUUUAUCCAGAUUUUAUGUGACAUGACGGUUACUUUCACUGUAUCUAUCUAUCUGGGACUCAAUGUCAGCCAUGUACCAGUAGCAUCUUACAUUGCCUUCCCUGACAAAGAUCCAAUACCACACCAAAUGGAUUCUGGCAUCACUGACUGUCCAGUUAAGGCACCAUAUAUACUUUGUCUUCCUCAGUCACUACUUGGCACUUCAUCACAAAGCAACAGAGGAAACAAGUGGAACAUUUCAGUUGUAAUACAAUCAGACCCAAUUGUGAGACGUCAAACCACAAAAGUUGUUCGCAUUGCUGUUUUUACAGCAGAGUGCCUAGAUCUGAAUGGCAUUCAGAACCAGUGGGAAGAAGGAACGUGCAGUCUUGGCCCUUAUACCAGUCGGUCCAAAAUACAUUGCAUCUGUGAAGCAAAAAAGCAUAAUACAGCAACCACCAGCAGCCGUCAAUUGUUAGUUGAUUCUGAUGAUCACAUCAGAUUUUUUGCUGGCAAAUUUGUAUUAUACCCCAAUCCUUUGGAUAUUAACAAGGUUCUUUUAGCAGAAUUUGACGCAAAUCCAGUUCCACUGUUUACUGUAUUUUCCAUAUUUGCAGGCUACAUCUUCUGCACUACCUGGGCUAUGAUCAAAGAUAAAGCUGAUCUAAAAAGGAAAAACAAAAUACUAGUCUUGCCAGAUAAUGAUCCCUACCACAAAGUGCGUUAUCUGGUCACCACAUAUACAGGUAGUCGGUUAGGAUCAGGAACCACAGCAGACGUUUUCCUUCAAUUGAUAGGUCAGAAUGGUGUCAGUGAUAUACAUCACAUAAAGCACCCACAGUUUCCAACCUUUUCCCGUGCAUCUGUUGACACCUUUCUUCUAACUACUAAGUAUGAUUUAGGGGACAUUUUGUCCCUUCAUGUCUGGCACAAUAAUAGUGGUUCUUCCCCUAACUGGUACUUAAGCCGAGUCAAAGUAUAUAAUGUGCAAACUAAACAAUCUUGGCUGUUUAUAUGUAGAAACUGGUUAGGUCUUGGGAAGGCUGAUGGUAAAAUACAAAGGUCAUUUGUUGCUCAGUCCCAAAAAUCAGUCUUAAAUAAAAUGGAUUACUUCUUGAUAAGUCUUGCCAGAGAUUUGGAAGAGACCCAUAUAUGGCUCUCAGUAUUUUCUCAGGUUGCUACGGGUUCUUUCACCAGGGUGCAGAGAGUAUCUUGUUGCUUGGUAAUAAUGCUUACUACUCUCCUGUUUAAUAUCAUGUUCUUUAGUGGUGAAGAGGAAAAGGAGCUUAUAUCUGUAAGGCACAGGUAUCUGAAAUCUAUCUAUAUUGGAUUUGUGAGUGCUUUGUUUUCUAUUCCUGUACAAUUAACUAUAACAUUAUUAUUUAAAUACUCAAAAGAGAAGCCUUCAGUAAGUACCAGACGUGACAGUGGGCUAAAAACUCUCUCCUCUUUGUCUGAAAACUUUAUGAAUGAGGACAGUUCAUCAGAUCCUGAAACUUCAAGUACAAAAGCUCAGCAUGUACAAUUUUCAAACAAUGCUAACAAUAAUGAUGUAACAGAGAAGGACACAGGAACUACUACUGCAGAAGAAACAGUGCAUACAGAGUUUCUAUUCUUUUUUGAAACACCACAGUUUUCAUGGUGGUGGAAAUAUGUCGCUUGGGCACUGGUCUUUAUAAUAUCUGGGAUCUCUGCAUGUCUUAUUAUAUUAUAUGGUUUGACCUAUGGCUAUACAACUUCAAUGGAAUGGUUUAUAGCAUCCAUGACAUCUUUUUUUGAGAGUGUUUUUUUACUGCAAACUCUAAAGAUGGGUCUUAUCUCAGCAAUUAGUACUAUUACUCUCAAAUACUGUGAGAACAUCCCCUGGAAAAAAACUGAACAAUACCAGCAGAUGAAGCUGGUCCAAAUAAGGGUGGAUGAGAGAGACAAGAAAAAGAUUCAUAAUGAACUUGUCAGAGUGAGACGCACCAAGGCAUAUGAGCCAUUAAUAGAGGAUGAAGUUAUUGUCUUGAGGAAAAAAGUAAGAGCUCAACAUCUAGCCUUUGUUUUUGUAAAGGAUAUAAUCUGCCACCUUCUUUUUUCAUCCUGUAUUUUAGCAAUUGCUUAUUCCACAGAGCCCACCAAUAGCUUUUAUUACAAUAAAGCUAUAUAUAACAAAUUUUCUCCUGGCCUGUCAAAAAUAAAUAAGCUGGAACAUAUUUACAUAUGGAUGAGCAAUGUCUUUGUGCCAUUGAUACAUAAUGACUACCAACCAACCUAUCUUUCAGAAUCUUGGUCCAAAAUACUUGGUUUGCCCAGAAUGAGGCAAGUAAGGGCACAGAAUAUUGAAAAGGCGUGCUUCCCUGCACAUAACUUUGCAAAUACUUAUAUGAUUAGUAAAAGCCACUGCCGUCCUAAUUAUAAUACUGAUCCAGAAGAUCAAAGUGACUAUCUUGGGUCAUGGGACGUCCCAACCAAUCGGUCAAUUUCAAAUAACUCCAACGAUUUCCAAGGAUUUACAUACCAGUCCGACAUUGAUCAGUGGGAAUAUAAGUCAUAUGGUGUUUUCAAUGCAUAUGGACCUGGGGGAUACUCUUUUUACUUCUUUCCACGAGAACAACGACCCAAUACAACACUGAGACUGAAUAAUUUGCAAAGGAACAGCUGGCUUGAUGAGCGGACCUGGGCAGUGAUUUUUGAGUUAACAACAUUUAAUCCAGAUGUAGAUCUAUAUUGUAGCAUUACAGUCAUGUUCGAGACUACUGAUAUGGGUGUUGUUAAUGCAAGCUUAUCUGUUCAUUCUUAUAAACUCUCUGUUUUUCACUAUGAAAGCAACUCUCAGUUGGUUGUAUAUGGAAUUAUAGUAUAUAUUCUUGUUUUUUACCUUGCUGAUGAAUUUCACAUGUUACGUCAACAAAGGAUAGGUUAUCUAAAAACAGCAACUAACUUAAAUAAUUUUGCAAUAAAAACAAUAUGUAUGUUUUUUAUAUUAUUAAUUGCACUGAAAUUUAAGCUAGCUUUUACUUUGUUAGAGUUUCAUUUGCUUAACCCAGAAGAAUUUGUUCCUUUCCAUGUAGUUUCUCAAAUUGAUCAGCUCUAUAGGAUGGUUACAGGUGUUUUAGCGUUUCUUCUGGUUUUAAAACCAUACCGCUAUUUCAGAUUUUUGUACAAAAUGCGCUUGGCAGAAAAAACUUUGUCAGCCGCCUUUCCUGGGUUUGUUUAUAUGACAAUGUUUACAGCUAUGUUGUUUUUUACAUACAUGUCAUUUGGUUAUCUUAUAUUUGGUGAAAAUGAGUGGAAUUAUAAUUCUUUAAUUCAUUCUCUCCAGACUAUAGUUUCAUACUGCUCUUUUGGACUUAAAAAGACUGGUAUCAUUACAUCUGAUAAUUGGCUGGGAAUAUUUUUCCGAGCAUCAUUUAUGUUUAUAAUAUUAUUUAUUUUUCUCAAUUUCUGGAAAGCCCUAAUAAUCACUACUUAUACAUCAAUGAAACAACCUGUCUAUGAACAACAUUCUGAUGAAGCUGAAGCAAUAAACUUUGUGGUUUGGAAGAUUCGGCGUACGUGGCUUUCCAUCACCCAGCCAGCAUCAUCUGCAAGUGACAGUGAUGUUGCCAACACUGUAAUAUUUGGAAAGCCUACAAUCACGGCUGAUAACCAGCGAGGACUGAGAACGACACAAGUAAAUGGCAAGGAAAUGGUUUAUCUUUCUGUUUGA
Messenger RNA from Sceloporus undulatus (fence lizard), 7743 nucleotides. Its product is annotated as polycystic kidney disease and receptor for egg jelly-related protein-like. The coding region runs from base 1 to 7743 and encodes 2580 amino acids. Gene Ontology annotation, cellular component: membrane. The transcript has a single exon. Gene Ontology annotation, molecular function: protein binding; calcium channel activity; calcium ion binding. Gene Ontology annotation, biological process: detection of mechanical stimulus. Lineage: Eukaryota; Metazoa; Chordata; Lepidosauria; Squamata; Phrynosomatidae. The record is from RefSeq and is a predicted model, not a curated record.